UUAUUUAGGCACAUUGAUUGCCCAUUUGUUUGUUUUAAUAAAAUUGGGUUAUUUAUAAACUUUAAAUACUGCCGAAGAAUGUCGGAGGUCCGCAUUCGCCCGCGCCAAGUCCUCAUCCUGAUAAUCGUCUUCCUGGUGGUGCUGAUGAUGGUACACCGGAAUGGGAAGCGCACCUGCCAAGGCCCAGAAUACCUGCAGGCCAUGUUUGUCCAGGCGGACACGUUACCUAUAAUUUACGCCGUAACUCCCACAUAUCCGCGUCCUGCCCAAAAAGCUGAGCUAACCAGGCUAUCACAUCUGUUUAUGCUGCUGCCUCACUUGCACUGGAUCAUUGUUGAGGAUACGAAUUCCACAACACCAUUGGUCACGAACCUUCUGGAAAGAUCUGGCCUUAUAAAGCGUUCCACCCAGCUAAACAUCAAGACCCCACCGGAGUUUAAGUUGAAGGGCAAGGAUCCCAACUGGAUAAAGCCACGCGGCGUUGAACAGAGAAAUCUGGCUUUGGCCUGGUUGAGAGGCCACGUCGACGUCGACCGGCAUUCCAUUGUGUUCUUCAUGGACGACGACAACUCCUAUUCAACGGAACUGUUCGAAGAGAUGAGCAAAAUUGAAAGGGGUCGCGUAGGCGUCUGGCCUGUAGGCUUGGUUGGAGGUCUGAUGGUGGAGCGACCCCUGCUCAACGAGGAUGGUAGCCACGUGACUGGAUUCAAUGCUGCAUGGCGACCGGAAAGACCAUUCCCCAUCGACAUGGCCGCCUUUGCCAUUAGCAUGGAUCUCUUUAUUCGGAAUCCGCAAGCCAUGUUCUCAUAUGAGGUGCAAAGGGGCUAUCAGGAGAGCGAGAUACUAAGGCAUCUGACCACCAGAGAUCAGCUGCAACCGCUGGCAAACGGAUGCAAGGAUGUCCUUGUUUGGCAUACCCGCACCGAGAAGACCAAACUAAAUGCUGAGGAGGCCCUCUUAAAGAAGGGCCAGCGAUCCGAUGGCGGUAUGGAGGUCUAACACCCGAGAUCCCACUGUUUAUACAUAUGUUUAUUUACCUAGCUAUUAUCCUAGUGAAUUUAUUUAAUGUGUUCGUCUCCUGAAACUAUCUGGGGUGUCACUGCGAUCCCCCUCUAAGAAGCAAUCGCUGCUUUCAGAGUUUCAUGUUCCCUCAUAGAACCUAAAGGCCCAGAAAUUUAAUUUUAUUAUCGGCAAAAAUACUUAGAAACUUUGAUUUUCCUAAAGAGUUUAUGUGCAUUUACAUCAUAAAAAAUUAAAAAGCACAAAAAAAAAUAUUUGAAUGGCACAGUUAAACAAAUAUAUUCUUAAAACACAAGAGAUUAUAAACCAUAUGUGAAUUAUGUGACACCCCUGAGUAUUAGCGAAAGUUUAAUUUAUAAAGUACUACUAAAUGUACAAUGCUCAAAUCAAAGUUGUAAUAUAUCUGUGUAAGAUAGUACCUAGUCUAUCUAAAUGGCGGUUGCCUAGAAACCCAAUAUAUGCUACGGCAUGUUAUUUACCUCAAUUUAGUUCCAUUUUGGUACCUCCUGUUUAAAGUCAUUUAACGAAUUUUCUGAUUUAUGUUAUAUCUGAACUAUAAGAAUGUUUUAAUAGAAAUUGAAAAUAUAUGCAGUAAGAAGUGCAUAAUGUAAGCUUCCCUUGUGUGCCUCCUGUUUAACGCCAAUAAAAACGAUAAUAACAAUGAUACCCUAA
This is a messenger RNA of Drosophila eugracilis, 1692 nucleotides long. RefSeq names its product galactosylgalactosylxylosylprotein 3-beta-glucuronosyltransferase I. Gene Ontology annotation, molecular function: galactosylgalactosylxylosylprotein 3-beta-glucuronosyltransferase activity. The record is from RefSeq and is a predicted model, not a curated record. The transcript is spliced from 2 exons. Gene Ontology annotation, biological process: chondroitin sulfate proteoglycan biosynthetic process; carbohydrate metabolic process. Bases 79 to 999 code for a protein of 306 amino acids. Gene Ontology annotation, cellular component: Golgi membrane. Lineage: Eukaryota; Metazoa; Arthropoda; Insecta; Diptera; Drosophilidae.